Molecule: messenger RNA, 498 nt
Organism: Phytophthora infestans T30-4
Lineage: Eukaryota; Oomycota; Peronosporomycetes; Peronosporales; Peronosporaceae
Product: secreted RxLR effector peptide protein, putative
Exons: 1
Coding region: 1-498 (165 amino acids)
Source: RefSeq, a predicted model, not a curated record
AUGCGCUCAUACUUCGUAGUUAUCCUCGCUGUUGCUGUCCUGAUCAGCAGCAGCACUGCUGCAGCAGUCAGUCCGCAGAAAUCACAAGACUUCGCUCAAUCGAUCGAUGCUGCCGGCGUGGAGCCGAGAAGCAGAAAACUGCUGCAAGCACAAACGACGAGCAAUCAAGCCAAUGGCUCCGUUGACGAAGAGAGAGCCGUGAUACCGAGUGUGUUUAAAAACUUUGGUUCACGCGUGUCAAAAUGGUUUGGCGACAAGAAGCUAUCGACAAAGCUGAGGUUCUACGCAGCAAAGAUGGACUUGGACACGGAAGUGCAGAAACUUUUGAAACAAGGUGUCGAUCCUAACAUUGUAUACAAGAGACUCAAACUCGGCCGCAAUGGCAAUCGGAAUGUCGGCCUGGACCCCUCCCCCGAGUUCAAUCUAUGGUAUAAGUAUGCCGCAGCCUAUAAGGUUAAAAACCCCGCCUGGGUGAAUACUUUUGCUGUCGCUGUGUGA